Molecule: messenger RNA, 1140 nt
Organism: Sorex fumeus (smoky shrew)
Lineage: Eukaryota; Metazoa; Chordata; Mammalia; Eulipotyphla; Soricidae
Gene: SFTPB
Product: surfactant protein B
Exons: 10
Coding region: 1-1140 (379 amino acids)
Biological process (GO): sphingolipid metabolic process
Cellular component (GO): lysosome
Source: RefSeq, a predicted model, not a curated record
AUGGCCAAGCCAAGCCUGUUCCAGCUACUGCUGCUGGCCACGCUGUGCGGCCUGGGCUUGGGCGAGGGGACGCCCUCAUCACCCACUGCCUGUGCCGACGGACCCAAAUUCUGGUGCCAAGGCCUGGAGCAAGCCCUGCAGUGCCGGGCCCUGGGCCACUGCCUGCGGGAAGUGUGGGGACAUGCGGGCUCCGAUGAGCUGUGCCUGGAGUGCAAGGCCCUGGUGCCCAUCCUCAUCAAGAUGGCCAAGGAGGCCAUUUUCCAGAACAAGAUGCGCAAGUUCCUGGAGAACGAGUGUGACCAGCUGCCCCUGAAGCUGCUGGUGCCUCAGUGCCACCAUCUACUGGACUUCUACUUCCCCAUGGUCAUCAGCUAUUUCCAGAACCACAUCAACCCCCAGGCCAUCUGCGAGCACCUGGACCUGUGCCAGUCCGAGACCACUGGGUCGCCGGAGCCGGGGCAGGAGCUGGAGCUGUUCCCCGGGUUGCUGGAUCAGCUGGCCCUGCCCGCACUCCCUGGGGGCCUCCUCCUCAAGGCAGGGCCUCACACACAGGAUAUCUCCGAGCGCAAGUUCCCCAUCCCGCUCCCCAUCUGCUGGCUCUGCAAGACGCUGCUCGGGCGGAUUCAGUCUGCAGUUCCCAAGGGGGUGCUGGCCCAGACCAUGACCCGGGUAUGCCACAUGGUACCCCUGGUGGCUGGAGGCAUCUGCCAGUGCCUGGCCGAGCGCUACACGGUCCUCCUCCUGGACGCGCUGCUGGGCAAGACGCUGCCCCAGCUGGUCUGUGGCCUCGUCCUCCGCUGCUCCAGAGAGGACAGCAUAGGCUCAACCCUCCCUCCGCUGGGGCCCCCGCCGCCGCCGCCGCCGCAGCCGCCGGCAGAGUGGCUACCACAUAACUCCGACUGUCACCUCUGCAUGGUUGUGACUGGAAAGGCGAUGAACAUCAUUGGGCCUCUGCCCCAGGCCCUGCACCAAGCCUGCUUCGACUUCGGGCUGGAUCAGCUGAAGUGCCAGAUGUUCGUGACACAGCACAUGGUCCAGCUGGAGAGCAUGCUGUUCCAGGGCUGGGACAACUGCUCCAUCUGCCAGAACCCCGCCCGGGAGCCCCAACUCCUGCCUGCGCCUCAGCAUCUAAUCCAUUAG